Blepharisma stoltei is the source of this 996-nucleotide messenger RNA. Lineage: Eukaryota; Ciliophora; Heterotrichea; Heterotrichida; Blepharismidae. The record is from the annotation of a GenBank genome assembly.
AUGGAAAGCGGUGAUCCAGACUUAAUAUUAGAAAGAAAAAGAAGAGAGAUUGCUAUCGGGAUCAGAGAUCUCAUUAAAAGCGUAACUGUGCAGGAUAAUCCCGAGCCGGAAGAAAUUAUAAAUGUGAUGUCAGAAGCAUCAAAUGCCCAUGGAUUAGAUUAUUUGUUGGCUAAUCAAAGCUACCUAAAUAUAUGGACAAAAUUAGAAAAUAUAGAUUUAAAGGGCCCCUUUGCUUAUUUCUAUCUCGGACUAAUUAUUGAUUAUGAUGACAUGCCAACAAAAAAAUUUUUUAAAGUAAUAAAAAAUUGUUUACAAAAAUUGAAUGUAAACUAUCAAGAUUUGAUCAAUUUCCUAAAACAUUGUGGAUUGGAAGUUCUAAUAAAGCUUAUUACAAUUUUUGUGUUAGCUGAGAAAGUCGACAAAGACAAGCUUGACGGAAAGAAAAUAUAUGAAAUAAAUAAUUCAUUCAUAGCCAGAUUCAAUUCAAUUUAUCUUAGAGGAGAUAGUCUUGGCUAUCUUGAUGAUUUCCUAGUAAGAAGAUUUUUGCAAUUUUUAAAUUUUGCUGAUGAACUGAAUUUGGGAAAAAAUUGCACCAUACCUGUUGACUCAUGAAGUAAUUUAUUGGAGUGUGCUAGUUCCGCCCAAACAUUUAAAUACAUAUUUCCAGCACUCAAAAAUCAUAUAAAAUUUGCUAAAGAUAAAACGUCAGAAACUCCUCAUUUAGUUUCUUGUUUACUUUCACGUUCAAAUAAAGCGCGUUAUUGGGCUUCUGAUCAGCUUUUUUUGAAGAAUAAGAACUGAAUGUCAUCUUACAUUAAGUUCUAUUUGGACGAUUUGCUCAGUGAGACCAUUACUUAUGAUCAUGAUACCGUUCCUUAUGACCUUUUUUCGAGCGAUCCCAUUAGUUAUGAUAUGAAAAUACAAAGAAUAUCGUCAGCGAUUUCUCUUUUUAUAUCGUUCAUAACAGAUAAAAACAAAAAAAAACUGAACAAAUAA